Messenger RNA from Closterium sp. NIES-67, 1027 nucleotides. The record is from the annotation of a GenBank genome assembly. NCBI's taxonomy places the organism in Eukaryota, Viridiplantae, Streptophyta, Zygnematophyceae, Desmidiales, Closteriaceae.
CCUGCAGCAAACGCUGGUCCCAGACCACUUCCCUUGCUAGUCGCUGUUCGUGGUUCUGAAUUCCACAUUCACAGUUUCUCGACUUGCUAGUUUCUCUACGAGUCUCGCAGAUCUUGCUUAGAACUGCAUAGUAUAUCUUCAAGGUGAACCGGCCAUUCCGUCCUACAUUCCUCCCGCGCAGUACAUGUUCAGGCGGAGGAGUCAUAUCGUUUUGUAGCCAUCAUGGAACGCGAUAAGUGGGUCGUUCGCAGAUGCGUCUCCGCGACUGACAUUCGAACCAGCGAUGAAGUUUUUUUCUCCGCUACCAGCUUCCACUCUUACACCUCACACGACGCAAACUUUGCCGACGAACAGGACGACGUUGACGGCUCGUUUCGGUUUUGGCGCACCGAUUCUCGCCAUUCGCUUCACUUCAGUGCCACGUCGGAUGAGUUUUCCUGCGCAGACGCGGCUCGCGCGUGCGACCCCGAAUGGGUGGAGGACGCGCGGUCGCGAAUCCGCCACGCGGCGCUCGAGGUUGUCGAAGCGCAGCAGCGGUACGCGGAGCACAACAGGAGAUUAAACGACAUGGCGGGACUCGCGACAAGCUGCGAGCUCAGUCCACGCGUGGUUCCGUCGCGGGCUGCUUCGAGCAGGCCCGUCCGCAAUGCUGGCUCCUCAGCUAAAUCUCAGGCUUCCCUUGAUCUCCAUGGCAGGAGAACAGCUUCGAGGGGCUGUGACGUUUCUAAGGGGCGGAGAGUGGGCGCCCGGAAGGGCAGGGGAAAGCUUUUGGGGUUGGUUCUAGGUUUUCUCCCAUGGAUGCGUGUAUGACAACUCAAUGUGUACAUAAAAAGCCUUCUGUGAGCUUUGAGUAACGGUAGCACGAGAGCAAACAUCAUACCCACGGUCUCACAAUCAUGGGACGCGCUGCCAGCCCACUCAACUUCGCUGCGACCACCAGUACUACGGCCACCCGUCCCAAAAAUUGGGGGCCGGAAACCUAUGCACCUGCUUCGCACGUUCGCGGAAGUGCUAUGCACCUACUAUG